GGUGGUAAAGUGCGUAUUCAUAGCAAGGUCAGACCGUUAUCACAGCAGGCCACCUUCAGCGUGGAGUUAUAGGGCAAACAUGCUACGUGCCCACCGCUUUCCACAAGCAGACAGCCAUUCGACUCAAGGGUAGGUCACUCAAUCGAAGAACGUCUUGCUGUGACUGUUGGGCGUCUUGAGUGCACAGUUGUCCACACCGCGACGAAAGCUUCGAUUAAAUAGUCAGCGUGUGUUUGAGCCUCCUUUGCUCACCUGCAUGAAAAGAGCUGCAAUGUCUCCAUGAUCUAGUUUGCAUAUACGGUGAACCCGUUGAAGGUCGGGAAAACCCCCGUCUCUCUACGAAAAGCGACCUUCACCCAGACGUGAGGCCUACCGACAGCAGACAUGUCUCUGAGGAGGCAAAGCAGCUUUUUCAGAACUUUGAAAAACAUCGAGCCUGAAUAUGAUGAAUCUGAUCUCGAUAGAGGUGAAAAGGCUGCAGCAGAAAACAGAUGGCUUUUUGAAGUGGCAUGGGAGGUGGCAAAUAAAGUUGGAGGUAUUUAUACUGUAAUCAAGACCAAGGCGCCAGUAACUACAGAAGAAUGGGGAGAGCAGUACUGUCUGAUGGGGCCCUACAAUGAAGCAUGCGUCCGCACUGAAGUGGAAAUCCUGGAACCUCAUCACCAUGUUUACCGUGAGACCAUCAAUACUCUGAGGCAAGCUGGCAUCAAGGUGUUUUUUGGGCGCUGGCUAAUUGAUGGGUAUCCCAAAGUUGUAUUAUUUGACAUUGGGUCUGCGGCCUGGAAACUGGAUGAAUUCAAACAUGAACUCUGGGAGAAUGCAGGUAUUGGCAUUCCGUGGCAUGAUCGAGAAUCAAAUGAUGCUGUCAUCUUUGGUGCCUUGGUUGCCUGGUUUUUGAGCGAAUUUUUGAAGAAUUUGCCAUCAGAUGCUUCAGUGGUUGGUCAUUUCCAUGAAUGGCUAGCAGGUGUUGGGCUUAUUUUAAGCCGCCUCAGGCAACUAAAUGUCAGUGUAAUCUUCACUACCCAUGCAACUUUACUGGGUCGAUAUCUUUGUGCUGGCAGUGCAGAUUUUUACAACAACCUCGACAAGUUCAACUUAGACAAAGAAGCAGGAGAUCGUCAGAUUUACCAUCGGUACUGCAUGGAGAGAGCUGCCGUGCACUGUGCCCAUGUGUUUACGACGGUCUCCGAAAUUACUGGCACGGAGUCAGAGUACCUCUUGAAGCGCAAGCCAGAUGUUAUCACACCUAAUGGACUGAAUAUCAUCAAGUUCAGUGCUUUGCAUGAAUUUCAAAACCUUCAUGCAAUCAACAAAGAAAAGUUGAAUGACUUUGUCCGAGGCCACUUUUAUGGGCACUAUGACUUUGAUCUUGAUAAAACUCUAUACUUUUUUACUGCUGGCCGUUACGAGUUUUCCAACAAGGGGGCUGAUAUGUUCAUUGAAUCUUUGGCUCGUCUCAACCAUUACAUGAAAUCUUGCAGCAGUGACAUGACAGUUAUAGCCUUCCUAAUUUUCCCAGCUCGCAACAAUAACUUUAACGUCGAGUCCCUGCGAGGGCAGGCCAUUGCCAAGCAGCUGCGUGAUACUGUCGGUUAUGUGCAAAACCAGAUUGGGAGGCGCAUAUUUGAUGUUUGCCUCAGGGGUAGUUUACCAAAUGGUGAUGACAUUUUGCAGCAAGAAGACAUGGUCAAACUUAAGAGAUGUAUAUUUGCUGCACAGCGUCAUAACCUUCCUCCCAUUUGCACACACAAUGUAGUAGAUGACCACAACGAUCCAGUUCUCAAUGCCCUUCGUCGCUGCCAACUCUUCAACAAUCGCCAUGAUCGUGUCAAGGUUGUGUUCCACCCAGAGUUUCUGAACUCCACAAACCCUCUUUUCGGACUGGACUAUGAAGAUUUUGUACGAGGAUGUCAUCUAGGCGUUUUUCCAUCUUAUUAUGAGCCAUGGGGCUACACCCCAGCGGAAUGCACUGUGAUGGGAAUCCCCAGCAUCACAACCAAUCUUUCGGGUUUUGGGUGCUUUAUGCAUGACCACAUCCAAGACCCCAAAACCUAUGGUAUCUACAUUGUGGAUCGUCAUCACAAGAGUGCUGAAGAUUCUAUCAAAGAGCUUGCUCAAUACAUGUUUGAUUUUACCUGCCUUUCGCGGCGCCAGAGAAUCAUCCAGAGAAAUCGCACUGAGAGGCUGAGUGAACUACUUGAUUGGAAAAAUCUGGGCAUUUACUACCGAAAGGCUCGCAAUAUUGCCUUGGCCAAGACUCGCACUGAUCAGCUUGAUGACGAUGUUUUUUCGAUCAAAAGUUUCAAGUACACGAAACCUGGGUCUGCACCACCUUCACCCUCGAUUUCUCGGUCAUCCACUCCUUUGCUAUCUGAGAAUGAUGAUGAUGAUGAUCAUCAUUUGUAUGAUGAUGAAGAGGACGCAGACAACUCAAAAAAGAAAUAAUACUGCCGCAGUGUUAUUUACUUUCAAAGUGGUCUGUAUCAUUACCUGUAUGUAAAAAUUCCUAUCAAUUUUACCACCCAAUGGAUUCUUGGUUUCAUAGAGUGACUUCAUCAAAUAGCCUCAAGCUUUGGAGUUUCUGCGUGUUACCUAUGAGUGACACUGUUGAUGAAAGAAGGCUGCAGUAAUCUGUAGUAUGUGUUGAUUAUAGUUUGUCUGUAGAACCAAUUUUGACAGUAUGGCAAUGUUUAAAGCAGAAUGUGAUGAUGAUGACUCUUUCAGUUUGUGCUUCCUGUCAAAAUUUAGACUUACUCCAGCUCUUGUUUUAGUUAUCAAUGGAGCUGUAAUCCCUCCGUAAACCAAAUAAGAACUACUAAAACUAGAACUUCCCUUCAAAAAAGAAACAGUUGCUGGAUAUCAUAGUCAUUUGUUGCCAUGGUUAUGAAGGUGAAUUAUUUUUUAAAUGGGUUAUUGCAGUGUAAUCACUUAACUGUCUUUGAGGUUGGACUGAGCUGUUGUAAUGAUACAGAAUAUGGUCGCAGCAUACUGGUAAUGUCUGAGGCCAUUCCAUCUUUAACAUAAUCACAGUGUUGACAGUAUAGGAAUUAUGUACUUACCACUUUGCCUGACUUAGAAUUUCCCAUCUUCAGAAAUAUUAUUACAAAAGAGCUAGAGAAGAUACAACAAUAAGUCAGAAUUAUGUCGCAAGUUUAAAGUUAUUGAAAAAGAAAAAUAAUUUUUAUCUGAAUAACUCUACACUUGUCCUGUUUUGUAAAAUCUGGUUAGUUUUCUGGAGUCAGACAUUCAGAAAAUUCAAUAUUGUCACAGAGCGGCAUAUCUUUGUUUUGUCAGAUGUACUUUUUUACCUUCACCGUGUAAGAAUCUGUUAUAAAGGGACUUGUAAGUAUCAGACAUGUUCUAUUGCGCUUUGUUCUUCUCAGUAUCUUUGCAAUGAAAAGGGAGGGUCUGUUGUCAGAAUCCCUGAACUUGUAAAAAUCAUCACAUUCAUGGUCCCUUGGAGGAAAUUCAUGUGUAAAUGGUUUCCUCAUAAAAGAGUUAACUGUUCAUGCAGUUUCAGGAAAACUUAAAUGUGCAUGAGUCAGGUGAAGCGCGCUGGCCACGUAUUAAAGAGUGCAUAUUGAGAAAAAAUGCUGCAACUGAGUUUAUCUUUCUAUCUUUGAUGUGGGUGGUUUGUCUUGCUGUAAAUGUAGAAGGUACAAUGUAAAAUAAAUGUUUUCAAGCAAGAAUCCGAGUCAGUUUUUGACACUUGUGCUGCAGAUGUCAUUUAGAAAACUGCAAGCAAGCAAUUUCUUAUCUCUUUGAGUUGUAUGUCUGAUUUUUGCAGUCUUUAUCUCUAAUUUGACUGCAUGAACUGAUCAGUUUUCUGCUCAAUUUUCUUGUGUUUUCCACAAGAUUUGUUCAAAGCCACAGACAUUUUUGGUGCAUAAAUAUUUUAUUAGAAACCGUUAGAGACCAGUUACAUUGAAAUAGGGCUUAUAUUUAGAUAGAUUUUCUCCAUCUGAGGAGGUACUUACAGAAAUAAGUAAAAUAAAAAAAAAAAUCAGUACUUGAAAGUACUGUAACAAGUAUAAUUCAAAUACUGAAGUGCAUUACAACAUACAUUGAUGACAUUUCAAAACUUUUUGUCUCCAAAGAGGUUACCAUUUUAAUAUUGGUAGUACAGAAAUCCACAACACUCAGAGACUUGAUUGCUUAAUAAAAUAAAAAUAAAAGUAUGUGAAUACAAAAAUACAAUUUUUUACUUCUUUUUUGCUAACAUUUCUUGACUUUAAUAGAUUGAAUUGAUUGUGUGUGUGUGAGUGCAUGUUUGUUUCAGGUUUUGAGGCAAAGUUUGAGACAUUUCAAACUUAGUUCAAGUUAUUUAUAUUUUGCUGAAAAAAAAUCUAUAUCUUUGUAGUUAGUCUGACUGCAUCGUUUGAAGUUUCAUUUGGUUUGGGUGUAUUUUUUUUCUUUUGGAAUUGAUGGAAGUUUAAAGCAUAUUUUGACUAGUUUUGCUUUGUUUGUGACUGAUUUUUUCAUUAGGAAUGGGGAAAAGAGUGUUAUAUUGCAAUAUUAUGAGUUUUUACUUCACAUUAGCUUUUCUUCGCAUUUGAUAUUUUGUGUAAAACUAUUCAGAUAAAAAUUUUAACUGGAUCCAGCUGGGGACCUGUAUCAUACUGCGGGAAUAUGUGAUAAACUGUGAUCAGUAUCCUCAGUAUUACAUGCUGGCAGAACAUUUACUGCAGGUAUAUUGUUAACAGUACACACACAUGAGAGAGUGAGAAAAAGAGUGUAUCAGGGUGUAUAUUUGAAUUCAUGGAGGCUGUUGGCACUUGUCAUCAAUGCAGAGGAUCUGGUGUCAUACACUUAAAUCUCAUCUUUGGCUUUCUUUCUUUGCAUGUUGCACCUGUUUACAAGAACUGCAGCUUUAUUGAGAUAUAGGUUGUUUUGCUGGACAAAGUGGAACCCAUUUGUUAUAUUCCCAUGGUGGGCAUGUUCUGUUAGGCAUGCUGCUAUGAAGCUGGCAUGACCAUUCUGCAAGUUACAGGCUGUGCAUGUAUCCCAGUCCAGGAUAAGAAGUAACUGUAUGGUAGCAUCCAGACUUGUAAGUGCCUGACAUGACUUCAGGACAUGUUGAUAUGCUGUUUGAACUGGUUCUUAACAUGUUAGAUUGUAGUACUGAAACCUCAGUGUGAUGCUGAUAAUCCUUUUAUUACUACAUAUGCCUGCAGAUGCUUAUUUCUUUAACCAAGUUUCUUAAAUGUUAGGAGACCCAGAUUUCUUGAUAACUGUUUUGGUCUAUAUUAAUGCCAGUAUCUUUCUUGCAGUUUUUGUUUUUACUACCUUGUGCUGCACCUUGAACCGACCUCUAGUCUAAUACAGUGAUUCCAGAUUUUCUGGUGGUCUUAGUUUGCAUGUAUACAGAUGGUGGUAGAAAAUAAUUCUGCCAUGAACGCAAGUGUGUUAAGGAAGAUGUUCAAAAUUUCCCCCAAGAAACUUUUUAAAUUUGUGGUACAGAACUAAUAAAGCUAUGGAUAAAAGAUUGGUUCCAUCUCAUUUAUUACACAUUUCGCAUGUUUAUUGCACUGAUCCUUAUUAAAUAACACCAGAUUCUGCUACUGCAUAUGCUAUAAAUACUGUCAAGAAUUUGGUACAAGGAAAAGUGCUUAAACAAUUUUACUUACCAUAAAUAUCAACAUGCUAAUACUCGUAUUUUUGCUUAAAUUUCUUGUCAACAUCUUGUGUCGUUUACUUAGAUAUUGAAAUCUGUGUGCUAUGUGAUUAGUUCAUAUUUUGACAAUAUCCUGGAUUUUUUUUUAAAGACGUUCCAUUUGUCAUAGUCUGCAUAUCAAAAUUUCUCAGCGUUGUGGUAGUUCAUGAUGAAAGUUUUGUCAAACUGGUGACAGUUUCAAGCUUAAAGUUAAUACGUUCAGGGAGCAUUCUGUGAUCCUCAUGUAUGGGUCUGUUGUAUCUCUCUUGAUAGAUAAUAUUGAGUCCUUUAGUAAUAAAGUGGCCCUUUAUUGAUGAUGUAUGUAUACAAAUGUACUUAGGGUGUGCACUUGUAUACACAUGUUGCUUGAAUGCAUUAUUUUUUAAUUCCUGCCUUGUCUACCAAUCAGUUUUCUUGAAACUCAAGAUGGCUAGAUGACUAUAGUCAGUUUCACAUUAUGUUUGAGCCUUCCAGUUUUACAUGAGUAAUUUAGGCUGCAUUUAUCUUGCAAGCCUUUUAAAUUACUUUCAAAAAUCACCCAGUUUAUACUUAACAGCUCUCAGGUGUGCUUUUCUGCCUGUCAUUUAUAUUAGAUGUUGCUGUUAUUUUCUUGUAUGAAAUGAUUUUUAGUUGCAUUUUGUUUACUGCAUUUACUAAAAGUGUCCCACUGGCAAAAUUAGAAGCAAGAAGCUCGUAUUCAUAUAUUUUUAUCUAUUAUCAGUCCCAUUGCAGAUAAAAUGUUCUCACUUUGUAUACAGGACCACUAGACAUUAUUUUACUCAGUUUAAGUUUGUGUGUUGAUUGACUAUUGGCUUGGUUAACCUUGAUGCUUGUAAUCUGGAGCAUGUGUGUACUUCGGUGAAAAUGCAAUAGUUUAUAGUUGAUGCAAUAUAUUUGUGAUCCAUAUUUUAAUAUAUUGUUUUCUUUUAGAAUAAGUGCUUGUUAUUUUUAGAGACAUUAAAUUGGGUAUGAAAUUUAGCUGAUUGUAUUACUGAAAAACUCGACUAUAAAUUUAUUAAAUAAUAGUCUUCAA
Messenger RNA from Pomacea canaliculata, 6686 nucleotides. RefSeq names its product glycogen [starch] synthase-like. Gene Ontology annotation, biological process: glycogen biosynthetic process. Gene Ontology annotation, molecular function: alpha-1,4-glucan glucosyltransferase (UDP-glucose donor) activity. NCBI's taxonomy places the organism in Eukaryota, Metazoa, Mollusca, Gastropoda, Architaenioglossa, Ampullariidae. The transcript is spliced from 15 exons. Gene Ontology annotation, cellular component: cytoplasm. The record is from RefSeq and is a predicted model, not a curated record. Bases 385 to 2445 code for a protein of 686 amino acids.